CUGCGAUGUACAGGCAGGGUCCUUCCGGCAGGGUCUCCGAAGCUGAGGAGUUCGGCCGAAACCUUCGUUGACUACCGCCGAGUCCGAUGUAUCGCUGGAAAUGGAGGAAAUGGGAUGGUUUCCUUCUUCAGAGGUUAUCGUAAGCCGUUUGGUGGACCCGACGGUGGUGAUGGUGGUAAUGGAGGACAUGUGCUCUUUAGAGCAUGUUCACACAUAAAAGAUCUGUCACAUCUUCGAUCUGUCGAAAAAGCAGACAGAGGUGAAUUCGGAUCUUCAAAGUCUUGUCACGGAAAGUCAGCUGAACAUCUUGAGAUUCCUGUACCCAUUGGCACGCUUUUCAAGAACGAUGGAAAGAUUGUUUUCGAACUACCACGGGAAGGAGAUAUUUUCUUGGGCGCUCGUGGAGGUGCAGGAGGUCAUGGAAAUCAGUUUUAUGUAUCAAAUGAAGUACGAAAGCCGUUUAAAUUUGAAGUUGGAGGCAAAGGAGAAGAGAUUGUCUACGAUGUCGAAAUGAGAGUCAUCGCUACAGCAGGUCUCGUGGGAUUCCCGAACGCAGGAAAAUCCUCUCUUCUACGUGCAGUAUCACGGGCAAAGCCGAAAGUAGCGUCGUAUCCGUUUACAACGCUAAAACCACACAUUGGAAUUGUUCACUAUGAUGAUUUUGAACAAGUUGCUGUGACUGAUAUCCCUGGACUUAUUGAAGGUGCUCACGAAGAUCGGGGUCUUGGCGUUUCGUUCCUGAAGCAUAUCGAGAGAUGCCGAUGUUUAUUCUAUAUUCUGGAUGUCACACUAGGUGAUUUUCGGGAGCAGUUCGAAUUAUUGCGGACAGAAUUAGAGGAAUAUAAAGAAGGACUGUCUGUUCGACCAACUGCAAUCGUGUUCAAUAAGAUCGACCUUGAUGAAAAGCAGGAUAAUGGUAUCAACAGAGGUCUAUUUCCAGAGUAUCGAACGUUUUUCGUAUCUGCUAAAAGGCGUAUUGGACUUGAAGAUUUGCUUAUUUAUUUAAGAGAAGAACAUGACAGGACAACGCAGUUAUAA
This is a messenger RNA of Angiostrongylus costaricensis, 1038 nucleotides long. Lineage: Eukaryota; Metazoa; Nematoda; Chromadorea; Rhabditida; Metastrongylidae. The record is from the annotation of a GenBank genome assembly.